UGCACGCACGAGCGAUUUCAAGACCUUGUCUGCUCGUCGUCGACGAUGGCGGGAUCGUCCAGUACGGCCUUCAAGACGUUUUCUCUUACCAAUAACAUUCUGGACCUCUCUCCUCAAGACGAGAUCUAUCGCUUUGAUCCUGAGGAGAACAGGAAGAUCCUUCGCGAUCAACCAUGGGUUCGUGACCCGCACUACUUCAAAGUAUGCAAGAUCUCAGCCGUUGCGCUGAUCAAGAUGGUCAUCCAUGCACGCUCAGGCGUGCCUCAUGAGAUCAUGGGCAUGAUGCAGGGAAAGGUCAUGGACCAUGUGCUCGUCAUCAUCGACUCGUUCGCACUGCCCGUGCAAGGGACAGAGACGCGCGUCAAUGCAGCCAAUGAGGCAAACGAAUACAUGGUGCAGUAUAUUCAGGCGAGCGAGCGGGUAGGGCGUUUGGAAAACGCGGUUGGAUGGUACCACUCGCAUCCCGGCUAUGGCUGCUGGCUGUCUGGUAUUGAUGUCAACACCCAGAUGAUGAGCCAGAAGUUUCAGGACCCUUUCGUCGCGGUUGUCAUCGACCCUAACCGCACCAUUUCUGCUGGCAAGGUCGAUAUUGGUGCAUUCCGGACGUAUCCCGAGUCGUACACUCCUCCAGACGCCGGUUCAUCGGAAUACCAGUCGAUUCCGCUGAAUAAGAUCGAGGACUUCGGCGUGCACGCGAACCAAUAUUACCCUCUUGAAGUACAGGUGUUCAAGAGCAGUCUUGACGCAGAGUUGCUUGGUCUUCUGUGGAACAAGUAUUGGGUGAACACACUGAGUCAGAGUGCCCUUAUCUCAAACCGAGCAUAUGCAGCUUCGCAGCUUGCAGAUCUCGCUCAGAAACUUACUAAGGCUCAAACGUCCGUGUCCGCCACUAAGGCCCCACCACCUGCUCUGAAAGAUGACAAGGUUGCUAAGAAGGAAGAGAAGAAGAAAGAGGACCAGAAUCAGCUUCUGAAGGGCGUGAAGGAUAGUGACAAGAUUGCGACGGAAGCGCAACAUGGAUUGAUCUCGCAGAUACUGAAGGAUGUCAUCUUCUCGCUGCGCCCUCAGGACGCGGUGCACACCGAGCUUGACGACGCAAUGGCCAUUGGCUAAACCAUGCCUUCCAAGGGAGGCCUCGAUCAGUAUAAAAUCCCUGCGUGCGUAUUCUGUUGGUCAUAUCGUGUACCUGUUGUUGUACGUUUCAUCGAUCCAUUCACGCCUUUAUUCGCAAGUCAUCUGCUGUAGAUUUGAUGUAGUAUACAGUGAAUUCACAUGCUUCUGCGCGCUAUUUAUUCUAUUGAAGGAUGCAAUACGAAUGUGCUCGAUGACUGGUC
Laetiporus sulphureus 93-53 is the source of this 1334-nucleotide messenger RNA. RefSeq names its product Mov34-domain-containing protein. Lineage: Eukaryota; Fungi; Basidiomycota; Agaricomycetes; Polyporales; Laetiporaceae. The record is from RefSeq and is a predicted model, not a curated record. Gene Ontology annotation, molecular function: deNEDDylase activity; protein binding; metallopeptidase activity. The transcript is spliced from 7 exons. Gene Ontology annotation, cellular component: cytoplasm; COP9 signalosome. Gene Ontology annotation, biological process: protein deneddylation. Bases 46 to 1113 code for a protein of 355 amino acids.